This is a messenger RNA of Notodromas monacha, 4256 nucleotides long. Lineage: Eukaryota; Metazoa; Arthropoda; Ostracoda; Podocopida; Cyprididae. The record is from the annotation of a GenBank genome assembly.
AGUUAUGCAGAAAUUUUCAAGAUUUGUGUGUUGCGUGUAUCGAAUUAUUUUCCCCGCAUCUCAUCGUGGAGGAUUAGCAUUUUUGCGUGUUGAAUAUGAACAAUGGAACUCGGUUCGCGUGCAACAACUGAAGCAACCGGUGCUCAACUCCUGGAAGUUCUGAGAGAUGCCACUUCACAAAAUCAUGUAGUCCUCAAAGAUGCCGAACACCGGUUAAGAGCUUGGGAAUGUGAGAGCGGGUUUUACCGUGCUUUAACGGAAGUAUUUUCGAAUCCCAAUGUUGACCUUACACUGCGGUGGAUGGCGGUCUUGUACUUCAAAAAUGGAGUGGAUCGCUACUGGAGGAAGACCGCACCCAAUGCAAUUCCUGAGAGUGAGAAGCAUGAAAUCCGGGAAGCGUUGCUUUCUUCUAUGGCGGAACCAGCAAGCCAGAUCGCCAUUCAAAAAGCCGUCGUUAUUUCCAAGAUAGCGCGACUCGACUGUCCCAAGGAGUGGGUGGAGUUAUACCCUACUCUCAUGUCUUUCGUGCAUUCGCGGGAUGGUCAUUGCUCCCUGGCCAAAACACGAGCUCUUGAAGUUAUGGCCAUGACGACCAAGGCGAUGGCGUCCAAGCGACUCGCUGGUGACCGACGACUCUUCAAAGAACUGGCGUCCGACAUUUUUAUCCCUCUUGUCCAAGAACUGGACUCCGUCAUGAACCAGUAUUAUGCCUCUAUAAAGAUGGGAUUGAGUCCAGUGGCGUACUUGGAGCAGGCGAAAUUCUGUAUGAAAACGUUGCGUCACGUUUGCGUACAAGGCAUCUCUCCGAUCCCGUGUAACGCGGACCUGGUUGCUGUGAGACAGUUUGUUCUGUCUCUGUUUCCCGGUGCUAGAAAGUUUCUAGAAACCGGAGCAGUCGAUCAUCAGCAAUGGGAGAAAUUUCUCGUUCUGAUGAUGAAAAUCCCGGCGGAUAUUUUGGAAGUCAAGCCUUAUGUUUUCGUGGAAUUCAUUUCCGAAGCAUUAAACUUCUGCUGGCAUUACAUUUGCGAAGACAACGCGGUGGCCCCGAAAAAGUUGAUCGUACAAUGUUUUAAUCUGAUGAAGGGCAUUUUGCUUUGCACCGAAUACAAAAUGGGCGGAAGUCGUGGUGCAGCGCGAGAAUUCUUUCCAGCGUCAGCCGACUUCAAAAUGGACAUGUUGGCAGAAGAAGCAUUAGGAAUAAGGGACGAGUUCUUCGUGAAAGAGAGAGUAGAUGCAUUGGCAAAGAAACUGAUCGGCUCUUAUUUUCCGCUCACGGACGAAGAGAUAAAGCAAUGGAUGGAUGAUCCUGAAGGCUUCGCUCGUGAUGAUGCUGGGGAAACGUCCAAGUAUUCUCUGAGGGCUUCGGUGGAGUGUCUCUUCACGGCAUUGAUGCACGAGUACACUGAAAUUGUUGGGAAUACCGUAAUCGAGCUAUAUUCAAAUCCUGCGUUAAUGAUACCUGCGGAUCCGAAUGAUUUCUGGGCUGUUCUAACGGCCGAUGCGGUCUAUCGAGCCGUGGGACUUGCAGCUUUUCACCUUUUCGACGUGCUUGAUUUCGAGACCUGGCUCUCUUCGACGCUUUUCGGUCAGCUGAAGGUCCAGCAUCCACACUACAAAGUGUUGAAAGAUAGAAUUAUCUGGCUCAUCGGUCGCUGGAUAGUAGUUCGAAUUCGUUUUGAGAUGCGUCCGGCACUCUACGAAGAAAUUCUUCCGUUUAUCGGUGGAACGGGUGGUGAUGAUCUCGGAGACAACGGGAGGGAAGUUGCUGAAAACGAUGUUGUUGUUCGUCUUCAAGCAGCAAAUACUCUGAAACUCGCUGUGGAUGAUUUCGAAUUCAAUGUGGAACAGUUUCUUCCGUACCUCGAGCCGACGUUUUUACGGCUUUUCGUCCUUCUCCAGGAGGUCAAAGAAUGUGACACCAAGCUCCGCGUUCUUCAUGUGAUGUCUUUUGUUGUUGAACGUGUCGGAGUCAACAUCAAGCCGUUUCUUUCUGGUCUCGUCGAUUACCUACCGCGGCUGUGGAAUGAAGCCGUCGAUCAUCAGAUGCUGAAAGCGUCUAUCGUAUCCACGCUUGUGCAUAUUGUGGACAGCAUUGGUCGUGACAGUGGAUCAUUGUAUUCUUUUCUUCUCUCAAUUGUGCAAGCAAGCACGGAUGCUUCAUCCCCUGAUCACGUUUACCUCCUGGAAGACGGUUUAGACUUGUGGUUGGCUGUGCUGAAAAACGCUCCUGAGCCGAAAGCUGAUCUCAUUGCCAUUUACCAGAGAAAUAUGCCUGCUCUGUUGGAACUGUCUGGGGAAACCUUGCUGAUAUGCUUGAAGAUUGUAAUGUCCUACGUUUAUUUGUGCCCGGAGGAAUUUGUUAACCAAUGCGGAGCGUCGUUAUCCGAAUACUUGCUUAACGCGAUGCCGGAAAUGAACCGUGAGGGUAUGCUAGCGUGCCUACGAGUUGCUGAGUUGCUGAUUCGAGCCCUUCCCUCGGAGGCUCCUCCGAUGAUGCGUAGUCUUAUUGAAUGGAUACUCGCGGAUUUGUUGUCUCGUGGGGAAACAAGUUCCUCUGCGAUGAUCACUGCUUUGGAAUUUGCCAUCUUGUCCCGUGCAUUGCUGUUUUGUCCGGAUCUGAUGCAAGCGAUUGCGCAUGAAAUGGCCUUAUGCGCACCCGACAGAGCCUCCAGAGGAGAUCCAGCUUUUCAGUGGGCUUUGAACGCUAAUGCGCCCGGAAGCAGUGCCUUUAUUUGGGCUACUCUGUUGGAUCUGUGGAUUUCCAAGUUUUCUCUGUACGUUUCCUCGGCGAAACGGAAAACAAUGGCUCUUGCAAUGGCGAGCAUGUUGAGAACUCGUGAAAGGGUAAUCCUGGAGCGUUUCUGCGGUAUUCUGUUGUGCAUUUGCGAGACGAUGAAUGAUGCCGAAGAUACAGACGAUCUCACGUGCAUCAUGGAUAAUUUGGCGAUAAAAGAACCGUCCAGUGAGUCACCAAGUUCGCUUUGCGAGGAUGAGACAUGGAUGCAACACGAAUCUCCUCAAGAUGAGAGAAAGCGCAUGAUGGCUAGAAAUGACCCCAUUUUCACCCUGAGUCUUCGGGAUUUUGCUCAAAAACAUGUGAAUUUGCUGAAAGAGUUGCUGGGAUUGGAGCAGUUUCAAAUUUUGUUGACGUCCGUGGACAGCGAGAUCUGUUCUUUCCCGCGUGAGAUGGACAUAACUUUGGAGUUCAAGGCAUGCGUGAAAGUGGCUAAGCUUGGCUCCGGCGGCACAAAAAAGCCGAACAAGUGUGAGCGAGAAAAGUCUGACUUUGAGCGUCGUGCCCGCGAACUGGUUGACGACAUUUCGAAACUCAAGGAGUUCUUGCUUCGCAAUCGCCGGGGUUACCUCAACUCUGCGUGGCAUGGCACAUGCGAGGGCCUUACAACGGGUGUCCCACGAACCCAAGCUGGCUUGACGGAUUCUGAUCGAGACGAAAUCGACGCCUGGUGUUCGGCGUUGGUGAAAGGCUUGCGCCAAUCCAUCACGGGUUUUCGGAAAAACGUUGCGUUUUCUUCAUCGGCCAAUCUGCAAACGCGGCAGCACAGGGAAGCAGUCGUGCAUCUGAUCGAUGGUUUCUUGAAAACGGUUUGUGACGUCUAUUCUGAGCUGAGGGCUCUCCGAGUGAAACGAACUGUUGAGAGAAGAGGCAUUGCGAGGCUGGCUUUGAGAGGACAGUUUGGGUUGAGGAGACGAAAAAACCUACCGCCUGAUUCCCAGGAUCCUCUUCAGGCGAACGAAUCCCCGAAGAAGCCGAUGAUUAUUUCUCAGAAUGUUGCGGAUUUUGAGGACGCCGAUUCAGCCAAAGAAAGCGAGGAAUUAUCUCCUGCCGAAUUGCAAGUCCUGGAAAGUGAGAACAUUUCCCUAAUGAACCGGUUGCACACCAUGAAGAAUGAAGUUCAGCAGAUUGAAGGGAAAGUUUUGAAGAUAGCACAACUUCAAGAAGUUUUCACGAAAAAAGUCUUGGAGCAAGAGAAAGAUAUUGAAGUCAUUGGCCAGGCUGCUAUUCGUGCUACGGAAAACGUAGUGGAAGGCAACGAACAAGUUCGGGAAGCAAUGAAAAAGAACGCCGGGCUUCGAGUGUGGAUUUUGUUCUUCUUUCUCAUCAUGUCCUUCGCCAUUCUAUUCCUCGAUUGGUACAAUGUGUGAUGAGCGAAGUCUUCGCACUGAUAAGGUUGCCUUUCGGGGAAGAACUGUUUGUGUUGAUUUGUGGCUUUCAUUGAAAGAGGUGAUAAUUUGAA